Messenger RNA from Zeugodacus cucurbitae (melon fly), 1389 nucleotides. RefSeq names its product mucin-2. The coding region runs from base 218 to 1363 and encodes 381 amino acids. The record is from RefSeq and is a predicted model, not a curated record. Lineage: Eukaryota; Metazoa; Arthropoda; Insecta; Diptera; Tephritidae. The transcript is spliced from 3 exons.
AAUCCAGGAUUUUUGUGAAAAUAAAAAAAGAACAUAAAGUGACUUUUUAAUAACAACAACACCAACAAAAAAAUUUCGAAAUACAUAACGGGAUACCAACCAACUGUCAUUAAAAGCACUAACAUUUAAUAAUUUGAAGGCGUUGAACAUUUAAAAAAUAAAAUUUUUUUUUAAUUAAAAACUUUUUUUUUUUAAGAAAUUAAAAAAAAAAUCGAAAAUGAUUCAUAAAGAGUUGCUGAAAUGUUUGCUGCUACUCAUCGCUGUGUUACUAUUGCCCGCACACGCCUUCUGGUGGGCGCCACCGACUGCAGCACCCACAACCGAAUCGCCGUUGGCGCUCAAAGAGAUACCGCUCACCUACUUCCGCACCUACACCUACCAACCGAUUGCCGGUCAUCCGUUCGCCGCCUUUCCCUACUACCAUCACGCGGCGAGCGCACUGCAGUCGCCGCUACUGGCGGGUCCGGCGCGCUACGAGCAUGGCACUUACAUGCAUGGCAGCGCGUAUCCCAUGAGUGUCGCUUUGACGCAACAACAACAGCAGUCGCAGUCACAACAACAAACAAUGCUGCCGCCGCAUAUGUAUCAGUUGCCGCAGACGCCGGUGUUACAUGCGAAGCCGUUGCCGAGUCCAACAACCACCACAACAAGCACUACCAGCACUGAGCCACCGACGACUACCAGCACCACAACUACUACAACAACAACGACCACAACACCACCGCCGCCAUCGACGACUGUCAGCAGUAGUAGCACUAGUACCACGACCAGCGUUCCGGUUACACAGACGAGCGAAGCUCAAGCUCAGCCUCAGCAGUUGGCUCAACACCAGCCACAGCCUCAACCAUACCCAUAUCCCUAUCCCACUUACAACCGUCGCGCUUACAUGGGCUACAAUCCGCACUCGUAUCGACCGGCCUAUCCCUAUCCGGACUACACGGUUUACAAGACGGCGCCAGUGACGCGCUUCAACAGUCAUGGUGGACAAAUUCAAUUCGUGCCUUGCAUGUGUCCAGUGAGUGUGGGCUCAACGGGCGCAGUGCGAAGCUCAUUGACGCCGGAGGGACGCACAUCCAGCGACGAAGAGGAGGACUUGAUGGUGUUGGCACGCGCUGAUGAAAUGAAUCUGCCUGUAGAACUGGGUGUGGACACCGAGAAGACGGAAACGGGAACAGCUGAGGCGGAGAAGUCUAAAAGUGAAACUGAAGUGACGGCAAAGACUGGAGCGGAGAGUGAAAUAACGGAGAACUUGGUGCAAAAGACGACGGAGGCUGUAGACGAGCAAUUGAGUACGAAUAAGAUCGACGGGCAGUCACUUGAGGCAGUGGAGUUGGGGAGUGACGGGAAAUCAACAGAGGCGUGAAUUUAAAAUAUAAUUAAAAAAAAUAA